Messenger RNA from Rotaria sp. Silwood1, 774 nucleotides. Lineage: Eukaryota; Metazoa; Rotifera; Eurotatoria; Philodinida; Philodinidae. The record is from the annotation of a GenBank genome assembly.
AUGGGAAAUUCAUCUAUUCAAUUGAAUGAUUUACCUGAUGAAAUUCUUAUGAUGAUUUUUAAAACAUUACAUAAUAUUACACUACUUUAUUCUUUAUCCGAUGUUAAUAUACGUUUAAAUAAAAUAGUAUAUGACUCUAUUUUUACCAAUCGUUUGACUUUGGUAAAUUUUGUACCAAGUCGUUUGAUUUUGGAAAUAUAUUCUCCAAUAUAUUUUGCUUAUCCAUUAUCUGAUUUAGUACUUGAUCGUUUUUGUUCACAUAUCUUAUCUAAAAUUCAUCAAAAAGUCAAAUGGCUUGAUCUUGAAUCAUCAUCGAUGGAACGUAUUCUUCUUUCUACAAAUUAUCCUAAUUUAGUUGGAAUUGCUUUGUAUAAUAUUCACUUAGAAAAUGCUGUACAUCUAUUUUCUGAUGAACGUCUUUUGAUUUCUACCUACAAAAAACAAAUUUCAUCACUUGUUAUCGAUAUUAAAGCAAGUGGAGAAGGAAAUCCAACACGAGAUGAAAAUAUAAUUUUAUUUACUCAUAUACUUAAUACAUUUACUAAUUUACAAACAUUAAAUAUUGGUCCAUCUUCAAUUUGGUAUCAAUAUUUAUCCUUUGAUAGAUCACCUCCAACUGUUAUUUCUUCGACUCUGUUAGAAUUAUAUGUUUGUUUGGAUAAUUUUAGUGAUUGCCUUUAUUUACUUGAUGGACGUUUCAAUCAGCUUCAUACAUUUCAUGUUAAUAUUGACUUCAUUACUUCUUCGCGUUUAAUAAUCAAUAAUAAGGUAUAG